Molecule: messenger RNA, 1095 nt
Organism: Cyanistes caeruleus (blue tit)
Lineage: Eukaryota; Metazoa; Chordata; Aves; Passeriformes; Paridae
Source: RefSeq, a predicted model, not a curated record
GAGGGGGCAGUGACCCCAACACCCUUCCAGCACGACGUGGAGCUGAUGGACCCACGUGGCCGGACGCCCCUGGAGCUGGCCGUGUCUCUGGGCCACCUGGAGUCGGUGCGGGUGCUGCUGCGGCACAACGCCAACGUGGGCAGGGAGAAUGCCAAUGGAUGGACGGUGCUGCAAGAGGCGGUGAGCACAGGGGACCCCGAGAUGGUGCAGCUGGUGCUCCAGUACCGUGACUACCAGCGGGCAACGCGGCGCCUUGCCGGCAUCCCCGAGCUGCUCAGCAAGCUGCGGCGGGCAUCCGACUUCUACGUGGAGAUGAAGUGGGAGUUCACGAGCUGGGUGCCCCUGGUGUCCAAGGUGUGUCCCAGUGACGUGUACCGCGUGUGGAAGCGCGGCGAGAGCCUGCGGGUGGACACCACCCUGCUGGGCUUUGAGCACAUGACGUGGCAGCGCGGCCGCCGCAGCUACAUCUUCAAGGGGGAAGAUGAGGGGGCCGUGGUGAUGGAGGUGGACCACGACAAGCAGGUGGUGUACACGGAGACGCUGGCGCUGGCCCUGCACGAGCCCGAGCUGCUGCUGGCGGCCAUGCAGCCCACUGAGGAGCACGUGGCCGGGCGGCUCACCUCUCCCAUCGUCUCCACACACCUGGACACCCGGAACAUCGCCUUCGAGAGGAACAAGUCUGGGAUCUGGGGCUGGCGCUCGGAGAAGAUGGAGGUGGUCAGCGGCUACGAGGCCAAGGUGUACAGUGCCAGCAACGUGGAGCUGGUCACCAAGACCAGGACGGAGCAUCUCUCUGACCAGGACAAGUCACGCAGCAAAGGCUCCAAGACCCCCUUCCACUCCUUCCUGGGCAUCGCACAGCAGCACGGCACCCACAACGGGACACCUGUCCUGCAGGCUGCCAGCCCCACCAACCCCACGGCCAUCACCCCCGAGGAGUACUUCGACCCCCACUUUGACCUGGAGACCCGCAACAUCGGGCGCCCCAUCGAGAUGUCCAGCAAGGUGCAGAGGGCAGUGGCACUGGAGUGGUGCUGGUGGCCGGUGGCCCUGCCAGGUCCCCGUGCCCACGGCGGUGCCCCGGGCAGGUUCAAG